Lentinula edodes (shiitake mushroom) is the source of this 1120-nucleotide messenger RNA. RefSeq lists its product as uncharacterized. The record is from RefSeq and is a predicted model, not a curated record. NCBI's taxonomy places the organism in Eukaryota, Fungi, Basidiomycota, Agaricomycetes, Agaricales, Omphalotaceae. The coding region runs from base 345 to 1019 and encodes 224 amino acids. The transcript has 6 exons.
UACGCGACGAGCGCGUAUGCUUUGACUUUUCCCAUAAGCGGCUUGGAGGUUGAAUGUGAUGUGAUGUGAAAAGAUCCGUGAUCAUGCGAUAUCACAAUUCCUCGACCGACAUUCUCAUCUCGAUCCUGCCCAAAUCCUGACACUAGCAGUGAUAUUUCCGUACUGGGUACGGCGUGUACAACCUCGUGAGGACGUCAGUAGAAGGAUGUAGCCGGCAAAUUUUCUGCAUGUACUAUAUGCUGAAAUCCUAGAACCGGUACAGAGAAACAUUCCUCCAUCAGUUGACCAAUAUUUCGCCCCCCUUCUGUGUUUUGUUCCAAAUAUUACUCCCGCUACGCCUAAAGAUGCUUCGUAUCGGACCCUAUUCUGCCUGGGUGGUCGUCGAUGGUGCUGGCCUAGAAACUCACUGCGUUGAAGCAUCCCAUCAGAGCCGUACUACUAGCACAUCUGGAUGGAUUUCCUCUGAAGCCGGAAAGAAAUUUUCUGUUUACUGGAGUAACGCCGUCAGAGACGUCGAUCUUGAAGCCACUGUAUCCAUUGACGGUGUGGAAUGUAACCGCCAUGUCAUGUUGGCUGCAAGCGACUUCCCUCAUAAACCAGACACCGUUCGAGUCUCUUACACACGGACAUCGGAGUUUGCCCGUCGAGACUUCUUCUUCUCGGUCAUUCAAGUCGUUGACGACGAUGAAUAUUUACCUUCCGUUGAUUAUACCAAGUUCGGAGUGAUCACUCUUGAGCUCUGGCGGCUUCGCGUAAACCGUGUCGUCCGCCAGCAGCUCCAGUACGAUCCUCCCAAAAUACCCAUGUUGGAAUUUCAGGUCCUUCCUGAACAAACAAAGAAAGGGGGAACACACCAUGUUCGGUUCGGAAAAGAAUACAGCGCAUCACGACCUAUUGUAGACAUGGUCGAUGGACAGAAAUUGGACAAAGCACCCUACAUGUCGUUUUCAUUUAAAUACAGACCUCGAGGUUUGUCGGAAUUAAUUUCUCCUCCAAUUAUCCUCGUCAAAAUACCUUAGAUAUACUUUUGGCGCAAGGCGUAAUUGCCCCAAGAAUCGAUUACCCUGUUCCGACGAACAGAUUACUCUCAGCUCAGCGCCUCAAAGUUGUUACGGAAAAG